AUGCUUAGAGUACCACCCAAGACGGCAGUCCCCCCUGAGAAAUUCAAGGCCGUCUUCCCGACAUUGAAGCCAACUGCCUACAACGACCCUGCUGCGGUUAGAGGUUCAAACAACAUCCGCUCAAUAGCCUGGAACCCUUUGGGAACCUGGGUUGCAACAGGCUCCGCAGACAAGACUCUCCGAGUUUGGAACGUAGACAAGCCGAAUGUUCGUCAAUCGACGGAGCUGAAAGGACACUCGGGCCCGAUUGAGAAGAUCGCCUUCAAUCCAGUCAAGGAGCUUGAGCUUUGCAGCGUCAGCAGUGAUGGGACUGUCAAAUUCUGGGACGUCAGGACCAGAACGCUGAUCAACGAGGUCAAGGGGCUUGGGGAAACUUUUACCUUGGCAUGGUCUGCAGAUGGUGAGAGUCUCAUUGUUGGAAACAAGGCCGACAUACUGUAUGUCCUUUCGCCAACGCAAAACACUCCCGUCUCUUCUCACCAACAAGAUGUGCCGACAAACCAGGUGGUUUUCUGUUGGAGCAAAGAGAGAAUCUACGUCACGACUGGCGAAGGUCGAACCAGAAUCCUAUCCUUCCCAGAAUUCAACCCUGUCUACACCUACGACUGGAAAGACCCAGCAGAGGCCGAGAUGAAGCUUACUGGACACACUUCAUCCUGCAUAUCCGCCGCAUUACACCCAUACAACAAGUAUCUUGUUACUGGAGGAACCGACGCGCUCAUUUCCAUCUGGGAUACCACCGAGUGGAACUGUGUCAGAACAAUCACGAAGAUGGUAGGCCCUGUUCGAAGCAUUAGUCUGUCCUUUUGCGGCAACUACGUGGCUGGCGGCAGUGACGAAGGUAACGGCUUGGAAAUCGCGUACAUUGAGACAGGUGAACCCAUAUGCACCUUCAAGACAGCGUCACCGAGCCCUGUGGUAGCGUGGGCCCCCAAUCGAUAUGCUUUGGCCUACAGUGAUUUGGGGACGCUUCGAAUCAUUAGUGCUGGCGCGAAAUAG
Pseudomassariella vexata is the source of this 999-nucleotide messenger RNA. Its product is annotated as WD domain-containing protein. Gene Ontology annotation, biological process: mRNA export from nucleus. Gene Ontology annotation, molecular function: protein binding. Gene Ontology annotation, cellular component: THO complex part of transcription export complex. Bases 1 to 999 code for a protein of 332 amino acids. The record is from RefSeq and is a predicted model, not a curated record. NCBI's taxonomy places the organism in Eukaryota, Fungi, Ascomycota, Sordariomycetes, Amphisphaeriales, Pseudomassariaceae. The transcript is spliced from 5 exons.